Messenger RNA from Paramormyrops kingsleyae, 4808 nucleotides. RefSeq names its product egl-9 family hypoxia-inducible factor 3 (gene egln3). Lineage: Eukaryota; Metazoa; Chordata; Actinopteri; Osteoglossiformes; Mormyridae. Gene Ontology annotation, biological process: cellular response to hypoxia; peptidyl-proline hydroxylation to 4-hydroxy-L-proline. The record is from RefSeq and is a predicted model, not a curated record. Gene Ontology annotation, cellular component: cytoplasm; nucleus. Gene Ontology annotation, molecular function: peptidyl-proline 4-dioxygenase activity; ferrous iron binding; L-ascorbic acid binding.
CGUUUUAUUUAAUAUAUGUCAAUCAAUGACUUACCUACCCAAUGGAAGCAUGUAAAUACAUAAACAAUUAAAUCAGCUGAUUAACAGACCUUAAAAAAUUAUAUCAACAGUAAGAAAAAUGCCAACUAAAUAUUCUAACAAACGUGUAAAUGACGCACUGAAUAAUGCAGAAAUAUACAGAGAUAUGGAUUAUACUGCAGAGAUAAAGUAGUACAGAUUUUAUUAAAUUACAAGUUUAUGUUUUUUUAUUAUGAAAUGAUAAUGAACGUAAAUGCGUUUACUUAAUAUUAGUAGUUGUGAGCAUGUAUUUCGUGAUUAAAAAAUAAACAAUAUUUUGGCUUUCUGACGUGGAAAAAGGAAAAUGUUAGGUGCAGCAUGGGUUUUUGGCCAUGUGCCACCCCCUGGUUUAUAGCGAGCAGCGAGGGCUACAUGCGCCUCGCGGAGUCCUCAAUGGCGGAGGACAGCCCUAUAGCGCUCACUCAAACAGACACUCCCUUUCCAGGCCUCCACAUUUUUUGUAGUGUUACAUAACGGCUAUUUUACGCAGAACCUAAUGUGCUUAUGCACACGGUCGUAUUUGUAAUUUUAACUUAUUAAUAUUGUUGGUUUGGAUGUUUUCAGAAAUAUCUGUCUUAGAUGCCUCUUAAAGCUAUUCCUCAAUGAAUCCAGCUUUAAUGUUACUAGAAGGUUGUGAUAUUGGCCGAUAUUUGUAUAUGGGGCAGUGAGAGUAAGUUAAAUUUACCUUGCUUUACUGUAAUACGGUAAAACAAAAAAAAAGCGCAAAAGUUGGUACCAAGCAGAAAGCCGAAUGAGGAUAAGCGUGACCCCGCCUCCGGAGUAGCUACAACACAUCCUGCACGUUUCCCUUCACAAUACUUAUGCCUGCCUCUGUCCUGGUCUUUAUAAACAUGUCAUUAACUUCAUUAGCAAAGGAGAAACGAACAAGAUCCCACUUUACUCCUAUGAGAUUUGCUGUAUUUCUUCCGCAGCCUCUUCUCAUCUUAUCUGUUGUAGUAAACUGUUAGUCUGCUUGUAGCUGAAACAUUGGAAGCAGUAGACUUUGCGUGCAUUUUAAUUCAGCAUUUAAACGCGUUUUUUUAUCUUUUUUUUUGCGGUACAUAUACGUAGUUUAAAAUGCCUUUUCUCCAGCCUGUUACAGAUACAGAUUUGGAGAGACUGGCGUUGGAUCGGGUUGUACCUUGUUUACUGAAUUACGGUUUCUUUUAUGUUGAUAAUUUUCUCGGAGACUUAAUCGGACAUUGCGUUUUGGACCAAGUGAAAGAAAUCCACAAUUCUGGUCUUUUACACGAUGGCCAGCUUGCCGGUCGAAGGUAUGGGGUUUCCAAAAGGCACAUCAGAGGCGAUAAGAUAGCAUGGGUUACUGGUACUGAAAAGGGCUGCGAAGCGAUCAAUUUCCUGCUUUCAUUAAUCGACAAGCUGGUAAUGUUCUGCAUCGGGAGACUUGGAAAUAACAACAUCCGAGAAAGAUCUAAGGCAAUGGUGGCCUGCUACCCGGGAAAUGGCACAGGCUACAUAAAGCACGUGGACAAUCCCAACGGAGAUGGCCGCUGUGUCACCUGCAUCUACUACCUGAACAAGAACUGGGAUGCCAAGGAAAAUGGAGGAGUUCUUCGAAUAUUCCCUGAAGGGAAAUCCUAUGUAGCAGACAUCGAGCCGCUGUUUGACCGGCUGCUGUUCUUCUGGUCCGACAGGAGGAAUCCACACGAAGUCCAGCCAUCCUACACUAAAAGGUAUGCUAUUACAGUUUGGUACUUUGACUCGGAAGAGAGGGCCGAAGCCAAAAGGAAGUUCAGAGAUUUAACUGCAAUUUCACAGGAUAGGAGCACCUCCUGAUCCCCCACCCCACCCCACCCCACCCCCGGAUGUGUACCACGGAAUACCCUGGGCCCACAUCCAGGCCCAAGUACUGAACACGAUUGUCUCUGGCAUAGCACUUUAGUUUGUGUGUUCCGGACUUCUGUGGAGUAUGAACCCUGGUAUCUGCCAAAGCUUCACACAUACAUCUGGAAUCAUGGGAAUUGUGUUAAGAUUUUUUUUUUCUUUCCAGUUUGGUUUGGCCACUGGUAUUUGGACAUUUGGUUGCCACAUUAAAUCAUUUUACGCACCCUAUGGAUUAAAGCAUCAGCCCAUCUGCCUUCCAUAACCACUUACAUUGUUGGUAAUGGUGUUGGGGUCUCAGUCUGUCCCAGGAUACCCAGGGUACAUGGCAGGGAACGGAAAGACUGCGAUCCUGAAGGGAAUUAAAGUCCUGGAAAACUGCAACCUUACAGUAAAUUUAAAAUAAAUGUCCUUAAAUGCAUUUAAUUGUAAAAUGAUUUUUAAUGAUAAAUUAUUAAAGAGAAUGAAAAAAUUAAUAAAACAGGACAGGGAGACGAAUAAGCAGGGGUUUUCAUCCAUGAUAUAUACCCUUCUUAGAAACAUAAGGCAGCACAAGAAAAAAUGUCCCUCUACUUCCUUCUGAAUCCCUUUAAAGCCUAUUUAGGAAACUAACCAAAGGACACAUUUAGAUCAAAUAUAAGACAUUAUCUAUUUGAAUGAAUUUCAUAUAUUUUUUUGUGAUUUCCAUUGGCUAUGUGUUUUGGAGCAGUUUCGCAGAAAAUUUAGAAGAACAUAUUACAUGUUUAUAAUUUACUAUAUAUGUCUGACUAUACAGUCUUAAGUAAAGAUACGUGGUUUGCUUGAAUGAUGUGUAGCUUCAAAACAACAAUGAAAAGAUUUUGUUUGAGUGACCCUGAGUAAUUGCAAGAUUUAAUGGCCAGGAAAACCUGAGAAUCCAAUGAAAUUAUUAAUAUUAAAAUAGUUCUUAAUAAUAUCAUAGUUCCAUUUGUUUUAAGUGAACUUACUGUACUGUAUACUCAGAAUUUAUAUUAAAAUAUGUCUGAUAGUGUAAAUCUAUAUUAAUGUAAACAGCUUGCACCAAAAUUAGUUUAUAAAAAGCCUAAACUGAGCUGUACUGAAAGGUCAACGAGGUGAAUGUGGAAAAUGAACAAAUAGAGAGUGAUAAAUCAGUUGUUAACAGCAGUGACAUAUACAGGGCUGGAUGUCUGGCAUGUUAGAUGUUUUUGUUGAUUGAUUUCUGAAGAUUUACUUUUUAUUCAAAUUUAUUAUUCUGAAUGAAAUUUCAUGCCAAUUUAUUAUGGCCUCAAAUAUUAACAACAUAUGAGAAAUUAACUUAAAAUUUAAGCUAAUAAACACAUACUCUUACGAUAAUGUCACCACAAUUGCAACAGUUCAGAUUUUUCAUAUAGCAAUCAGACAUGAAAAAUGCUUGUAUAGUAAUUGACUGUCUGACGUCUUCAUUUAAACACUUUUUACUGAACAAUCUGCUCAGUCUACUUCUGUUCACUCUGCUUUUCUAACCAUUUAAAGAAGUUAAAGAAUCCCGUUCUUUAAAAUGCAAUGCAAGUUAAUAUCAUCUUCGUAAACUAAAUGCCAUAUAUUUGUAAAAUACAUGUACAUAGUGCGUUUUAAGUAAUUUAUUGUUAUGCUUUCUUAAGUACAUGUUAUUAAUAGUUUUGCCUAUUUAAGGUAAAGAAUUAUGCUUAAAAAAGAAAUAGAAAUACAAUUUUGAGUUAAAGUAAGUUGGCUCGCCAGACCCCUGAAAGUUAUCUGAGUUGAUCUGAGAAGUUCUGUCAAUAUAGAUUCUUCAGUACAGAUGUUCAGUACAGAUUUUUUUUUUUAAAUACAGGAGCACAACAUGUAGAUGGUAAAUUUUGUACAAAUUGGGUGAUUAUGUGUAUAGAAAAACAUUUAUUUUUUUUGCAAAUAAUCCUAUUUAUAUUCAUCAGUCAGAAGAAUUUAAACAAUUUGGAUUCAGGCAUUAAACGUAUUCUCAAGGGUUACUCUGACAAUAGCAAUAUAAAGCACUUCAGUUUUCCAAUUUUACAAUUCAACUAAACUUUACUUUUUCUAUGUAUAUUAGUGCGUUUGAAAUUUUGUUCUGCCAGAAAUCUUCAAUUGCAGUUGUUGAGUUGUGAGAUGUACUUGACUUAUGAAAUAGGUUUAAAGGAUUUUCAGAUCCCCACGAUCCUGCAUAAGAUAAAGGGGCAUAGAGGAUGGAUGGAUGGAUGUUCAGACAAACUCUUGAAAAAAACUCUUGCUUGAGAAAAUAGGGAGCAAUUUCACUUUAUCUCACCUUCAAAUAUCUUUCCAUCCUGGACUUCCUACAAGCACCCUUAAGGAUAAAGUGUUUUCAGAUCUUCUUUUGAAGUUUUAUCCUGUAUUAUUUUUACAUUAUAUAGUGAUAAUGAUUUCUGUGUAUGUUAUCUGUCGAUAGUCUGAUUCAGACAAUUGAAUGUUAGAUGCAGUUUUACUGUUUUAAUCAUGAUUAUACAAGGACUGUAUUGAAGCAUCCGUCCUUAUUUUGUAUGUGAAACUUAGAGCUGCUAACUCAUCAUUAGACAUUAAAUUUAAUGUCUGUUGUUGUGUGGGUCAUGGCUUGCAGUGGAAGUUCAGCCUGCAGUUACGGGCAAUUAUGAUUAGUAAGUCAGUCAAAUCCCCAUCAUCCUCAUGUAACAUUUCCCAGUCUGUUUUGAGAGAAGUGUGAUCAUAUUAAGAUUAACAUUCCCAGCAUUUUGGGAAAGUAUGUACUUUGUGUUUCUGUGUGCUUUAAAUGACUUUGUAAGAAAUAUGCUUUAUUUAAUGUAAUGAUACAGUAACCUUUAAGCCAGCUUGCAUGCUGGUCAGCAGUGCUGGUCACUUAGACAAUAGUUUUGGAAAACUCAAAUUAUUACUGUAAGCCUUUGUUGUCUUAAUGCUUUUUGAGAAAUAAAGUGCUUUUUCCACAA